Molecule: messenger RNA, 2125 nt
Organism: Juglans regia (Persian walnut)
Lineage: Eukaryota; Viridiplantae; Streptophyta; Magnoliopsida; Fagales; Juglandaceae
Product: pentatricopeptide repeat-containing protein At5g56310-like
Exons: 1
Coding region: 60-1562 (500 amino acids)
Biological process (GO): RNA modification
Molecular function (GO): RNA binding; protein binding
Source: RefSeq, a predicted model, not a curated record
CUCGUCCUAUUCCUUGUUUUCAUCGCUUUCAAGUCUCAAGACACCAGACCAGCCUCCGCAUGUUCCCGCCAAAACCACCGUUCUUCACUAAACACAUGGGCCUACGCUCUGUUCCUCUUCCACCACCAAUAUCAAAGACUCCUCACCUUUCUGUCCUGGCGGACAAUUGCAACUCAAUGCGCCAACUCAAACAGGUCCAUGCCCAAAUGAUCGUCUCCGCUCGCAUCCACGACACAUUCGCAGCCAGCCGAUUACUCUCCUUCUGCGCUCUAUCCGACUCCGGAGAUUUCGGGUAUGCUAUAAGGAUAUUCGAAAACUCGCAGGCCCCGAAUGGGUUCAUGUGGAAUACGCUGAUCAGAGGUCAUGCUAGUGGCUCGAAUCCUUGUGAGGCUGUGUUUCUUUACGUAAAGAUGAGGAGGCUUGGUGUAGUACCGGGUAAGCACACGUUCCCGUUUCUUCUCAAAGCUUGUUCCAGGAUUUUCUCGCUUGGAUUGUGCAAACAGGUUCAUACCCAAGUUGUGAAAUCUGGUUUAGACUUGGAUUUAUAUGUGGUGAAUGGGUUGGUCAGGGCGUACUCUGUUUCGAGUAGUUUGGGUGAUGCCCGGCUGUUGUUUGCGGAAUCUCCUGAUAGGAAUUUGAGUAUUUGGACGACAAUGAUUUGUGGUUAUGCCCAGAACUUUUGUUCAAACGAGGCGUUGGUGCUUUUUGAUCAAAUGGUUGUUGAGGGUUUUGAACCGAACAGUGUGACUCUGGCCUCUGUGUUGUCUGCUUGUGCUCAAUCCGGUUGUUUAGAAUUGGGAGAAAGAAUUCAUGCAUUUAUAAAGGAGAAGGGGAUUGAGGUGGGAGUGAUUCUUAGCACGGCAUUGCUGCACAUGUAUGCAAAGAAUGGAGCAAUUUCAGCAGCUCGGGAUUUGUUUGAUAGCAUGUGUGAGAAGAAUGUUGCAACUUGGAAUGCAAUGAUUUGUGGACUGGCAAGUCAUGGACAUGCUGAAGAAGCGCUUAGCCUCUUUUGGAAACUAGAGAAGGAGAAGGUUGUGCCAAAUGAUAUAACUUUCGUAGGGGUUCUAUCUGCCUGUUGCCAUGCUGGCUUGAUUGAUAUUGGACAUGAGAUCUUUCUUUCAAUGAAAAGGGUGUAUGGCAUUGAGCCAAAGAUCGAACAUUAUGGGUGCAUGGUGGAUCUUCUUGGGAAAGGUGGGAAGCUGACAGAGGCAGAGAAGUUGAUAAAAGAAAUGGUUUGGAAGCCUGAUGUGGUGAUUUUGGGAGCUUUGUUGGCUGCCUGUAACAUUCAUGGAAAUACUGAGGUUGCUGAAAGAGUGGUAAAAGAAAUUAUUGUUUUGGAACCUCACAAUCAGGGGGUUUAUGUUGUUUUAUCUAAUAUGUAUGCGGAGGCUGGACAGUGGGAGGAUGUUCUGAGACUGAGAAAGGUGAUGAAAGAAGGGAGCAUAAAGAAAACGCCUGGGUGGAGCCUGGUGGAUGGUGAUGCUACUGUAUAUAAAUAUCCAUCAGAAGAAACCAAUUUGGCAGACGGACACUUGGAAAAAGAAAAAGAACGUGUAAUAUGAUCCCAAUGCGUUUUGACUUGCAUUCUGAUCCUGUUGGAGUUAGAGGAAACACUAAGUGUGCUUGGGUGUCGAUAGACACGGACUCUAGACCGCCCUACACACGUCCUCCCACUAACUUUCAAGGCCUUGGUGUCACCAUACCACUCAUCAAGGACGCCAACUCAUCGGCCGUAUGGUGCCUCCUGUAACAACUCGUACUCACCUCCAGAGCUUCAAACCUCAUUCGUUCAUUCUUUUGCGUGUACUGGAUGUUGAUCAUGUACCCCUUUUCCAUGCAUGCGGAAGAAAAGAUCUCUUUGACAGUCUCAACACGAAUAACUCAAAUGCACAUCCUAGUGUUGUCGUGUCCUUGAACAGACAAUAGCAUCUUCAUUCUUCAAGGCGGCUUCUUUUUCGACUUAAAAAUAUGAGAACAAAACCAUUAUAUUCUAAUUUCUGGUCUAUUUCUGUUCUAUGCACAAGUUUGUUUUGUAGCGUUUGUUCUGUUUUUCCAUUCCAUUCAGUAUUGUUUAAUUUUAGUUAACUUUAUUGUGCCCAUUAAUAAAUCCGCUUCCGUUUUUUGA